Molecule: messenger RNA, 6104 nt
Organism: Diceros bicornis minor
Lineage: Eukaryota; Metazoa; Chordata; Mammalia; Perissodactyla; Rhinocerotidae
Gene: CHST2
Product: carbohydrate sulfotransferase 2
Exons: 2
Coding region: 921-2513 (530 amino acids)
Biological process (GO): sulfur compound metabolic process; carbohydrate metabolic process; N-acetylglucosamine metabolic process
Cellular component (GO): Golgi membrane
Molecular function (GO): N-acetylglucosamine 6-O-sulfotransferase activity
Source: RefSeq, a predicted model, not a curated record
CGUUGCAGCCGCUCGGCGCAGGGGGAGUCGGACAGCAGCAUCCUCCCGGGCUCCGCUUUCGCGCGGUGGCGGCGGCGGGGGCUUCCUCUGGCCCAUUACCUCCUUGGCCAGAAGCGGCUGGUACCGGGGGCGGGGCGGGCAAGGGAGCGCUGCGGCCCCGGGCUCCUUUGCUGAGAGCCGUGUGUGCAGGAUCCUUGCGGGCCAGUCGCAGGCUGCGGAGCGGCAAGGGCUGCCGGCAAUGCCCGCCCGGGCAUCCUCCGGGUGAUGGAAGCAGCAGCUGCUGCCACCGCCGCUGCAGGAUCGCGCUGCGCCCCAUCCACCGCCGCCAGAGAGAUGGGAACAUUCGGGGCUCAGAGGCCGAGAGCGAGAGAGGCGGAGCCGCUGUGCCGGGAGCUGGGUCCCGUAUAAGCCCCCUCCCCGCCCCCCGCAGCCGGCUUCGCCCCCCGGAGCGAGGAAGGAAGCUGCGGUCCCGAGAGGGCGGAGGAGACGCCGCUGGAGCCGGGCGCACUGGGCUCAGCGGAGCGCGGGGCAGGGCUCCGGCCCCGGUGAAAGUUUCCCUUCCCGAGCCGCAGGGCGCUCGCUGCCCGGAAACUCUGCCCAGGGCUUGGGCUGCCGAGUCCCGCAGCCCCCUCGGAGGCGCGGGGACCCCCAGCGAAAGACGGGGCGCGAGAACUCAAGGAAAGAGUGACAGCAGGACAGACCGCUGGGCCGUGAUCCGGGGCGCGCCCGCGGCUCCAGGUCCUCCUCGGAGCUGCUGCCAUGGGAGAGCCAGCCCUGGGCGCCGGGGACCAGCCGCCGCUGCUGCCGCGCCCGCCUCGGAGCCGCGGCCCCAGUCCCCGUGCCCGAAGCCGGCCCGCUGCGUCCCCCUCCCGGGCUGCAGGGCCGCCUCCGCCGCGCCGCCGGCCCAGGCUGUGCCUGUGAUGAGCCGCAGCCCGCCGCGAGCCCUGCCCCCGGGCGCGCCCGCCCGGUUGCUCCCGGCCGCCCCUGCCGCCGCGCCGCGCGCUCUGCUCUCGCCGUGGCCCCGGCGCCUGGGCCGCCGCUGGCCCGCGUCCCCGCUCGGAAUGAAGGUGUUCCGCAGGAAGGCGCUGGUGCUGUGCGCAGGCUACGCACUGCUGCUGGUGCUCACCAUGCUCAACCUCCUGGACUACAAGUGGCACAAGGAGCCGCUGCAGCAGUGCAGCCCCGACGGGCCGCUGGGUGCCGCGGCGGGGGCAGCAGGGGGCAGCUGGGGGCGCCCGGGGCCUCCUCCCGCCGCGCCGCCCCGCGCACACACCCGCCUGGACCCCCGGGCCCCGUACCGCCCUCCCGCCGCUGCCGUCGGGGCGGCUCCGGCAGCCGCGGCGGGGGCGGCGGGGGCCGCGGCCCCUCCCGGCAAUGGCACUCGGGGCACCGGGGGCGGCGGGGACAAGCGGCAGUUGGUGUACGUGUUCACCACGUGGCGCUCGGGCUCGUCCUUCUUCGGCGAGCUCUUCAACCAGAAUCCCGAGGUGUUCUUCCUCUACGAGCCAGUGUGGCACGUGUGGCAAAAACUGUACCCAGGGGACGCCGUUUCCCUGCAAGGGGCGGCGCGGGACAUGCUGAGCGCUCUCUAUCGCUGCGACCUCUCGGUCUUCCAGCUGUACAGCCCCGCCGGCAGCGGGGGGCGCAACCUCACCACGCUGGGCAUUUUUGGCGCGGCCACCAACAAGGUGGUGUGCUCGUCGCCGCUCUGCCCCGCCUACCGCAAGGAGGUCGUGGGGCUGGUGGACGACCGCGUGUGCAAGAAGUGCCCGCCGCAGCGCCUGGCGCGCUUCGAGGAGGAGUGCCGCAAGUACCGCACGCUGGUCAUCAAGGGCGUGCGUGUCUUCGACGUGGCCGUGUUGGCGCCGCUGCUGCGUGACCCGGCCCUGGACCUCAAGGUCAUCCACCUGGUGCGCGAUCCCCGGGCUGUGGCCAGCUCGCGCAUCCGCUCGCGCCACGGCCUCAUCCGUGAGAGCCUGCAGGUGGUGCGCAGCCGGGACCCGCGAGCCCACCGCAUGCCCUUCCUGGAGGCCGCUGGCCACAAGCUGGGCGCCAAGAAGGAGAGCGUGGGCGGCCCGGCGGACUACCACGCGCUUGGCGCCAUGGAGGUCAUCUGCAACAGCAUGGCCAAGACGCUGCAGACGGCCCUGCAGCCCCCUGACUGGCUACAAGGCCACUACCUGGUGGUGCGGUACGAGGACCUGGUGGGAGACCCCGUCAAGACCCUACGGAGGGUGUACGACUUUGUGGGGCUGCUGGUGAGCCCCGAAAUGGAGCAGUUUGCCCUCAACAUGACCAGUGGCUCGGGCUCGUCCUCCAAGCCUUUCGUGGUGUCUGCACGCAACGCCACGCAGGCCGCCAACGCCUGGCGGACCGCCCUCACCUUCCAGCAGAUCAAACAGGUGGAGGAGUUCUGCUACCAGCCCAUGGCCGUGCUGGGCUACGAGCGGGUCAACAGCCCCGAGGAGGUCAAAGACCUCAGCAAGACCCUGCUCCGGAAGCCCCGGCUCUGAGAGGGGUUCCCGGGGGCCCUGACUCUGUGGAGACGCCCACAGGAGGAUUGUGGUGUAUUCAAACGAGAACAGCCCAGACCCAAACUGAGGAAGCCCACAUAUUCUGUUAUAGCUGUAUAAUAUAAAUAACCACACAGGCACUUGCUGUCAAUGUUUUGAGUCAUUGAAUUUCAAGGAACAGCCACAAUACUACACAAACAUCUCAGAAAAGACAAGACUGGAAAGUUCUGACCAGCUGCCCCUCCUCUCCUCUCCCCUGCCUGUCUUCCUUUCCUUUUCUCCCAUUUCUUACCCUCUCCCCUACCUGCCUUCUAUCUUGAAGUGGGAUGUUGAUUAAAUCAAGAUCCAGUAAUCCAAAUCUUGUUUACAAAAUUUUCGUGGUAUCUGUGAACCUGUGAAAGAGUCAUCUGGAUGUGGGGGGUGGGGUGGAGAAAGGGGAAGUAGUCCAGGAGCAAAGAGCCCCACUGGGCGUGAUAAACCAAGGAGGCAUUCUUCUCAAGUAGACUUUUGUGAAAAAGGAAAGAUUAUAUGUGAGUAUUAAUAAAGAAGAUAAUAAAUAAUAUUCUUUUUUAUAUUUGCCUCCAUUACUUUGGAUUUACCCGUGUUACUUGUCCUGUGUAGCUUCAGACAGCCUCUGCUUCCCCUCCCCCCAGCCGGUCUUUCCUUCUGUUUCCCAGAGAACAGCUAACGUGGGUGGGGGCAGCUUCUGACUCUUUGAUAAGAACCUGGAGUUGUUUUCUCAUAUGUAAAUCACAGUCUGUCAGGUGCCCAGGAAUGGGAACAAAUCUUCACAUUCUAAAGGCAAAAACCAAGCAGGGUGGUGGAGGAAAAAGCACACACUACUUUCCUGUUCCCUUUGGCACAGAAAGGAAGAAGCAACCCUUGAGGAUUUGAAGGCAUUUGGUUUUAAUUACUAUUAAGACUGGGGAACCUUGCAGCAGAGACCAAUGUUUUGGUCCUGAGGUUAGUUCAGAAAAAGGAUUUUUUUAAAGAAAAGUAUGUAAUUAAACUUCUGAUGACUAGAACACAAACCUCAAAAAUUAGUGUGAACAUAUUGUUGUCAAUGGGGGCAACUUCUUUGGUUAGAAAAGUGACAGAAGUGUAUGUGUCUGCAAUGUUUUUUGCUGUUGACAAGUACACGGAGGCCUAUGACAAGGGGAGUUUCGUCUGAGAACUGUAAGGGCACUCAUGGGCUUUUCCUCUUCUUCCUUGCUUCCCAUCCAAAUUAGUGCAAAAGAGAAUGUGAGCUUACAAUGGUUUACUCGGGAUGCCCAUGGGGUCUGUUGCUUUUCUUUAUCAUGUUUCCUAAAAAUAAAAUUGCAAAGAAGCUGUAACGUGUUGCAGACUGUAUAAGGCUUCAGCCAAGAGCUCCUUUUAGAUAUGAAAAUGAAUUAUGGGGAAGAGGAAAUGAAAAUGAAUUAUGAGUUAGUGUGUUGGACUGGAGAUUUUUUGGUAUUUUCCAGGGAGAAAACCAUUGCAAUUUUCCUACAGUGGUAAUGGUGUUGCUGCUGUCCUGAGCCAUUUGUGCUGAAGCCUUCUACAGAAUGUCAUGUGAUGAUAACAUGUUAUGAAGCUUAAAUAGGAACAAGAGACGGUGCAGUUAAAUAUUAUAGUAACUAUGAUACAAGUUCAAUGUCAUCAUUACUUUAUUUUACUAUAAUUUAUUGUGAGAUCUCUACUGGCCAACCUGUAUAGGUUAAAUGCUGAGGAUUUUAUUUUAAGGAAAAUACAAUGAAAAGUAAUAUGUACAUGGGAAGUAUUUUAACACAAGAUGAUUCUUAAGUAUAAUUUUCAUCACAAUGUGAAAUCUAACUACACUGUUAAGAAUUCCAAGAUAAAGCAGCACAGAGGUUAAAAAAAAAAAAGAUGUGUUGAGUAAUGGAUUUUAGAACACGUUCUAGAAUGGUUAUUUCUUAAUUUACUAAAAUGGUUUAAAGCAUUGUGUUUAUUAAGCCAGGUUGUAGCUAUAACACAUCGAAAACCAUGUUUUCUGUAUUUUCAUGGUAGCGCCUAUGCUGAAUUAUCUUCAGCAGCAGGAAGAUAUUUGUAAGAGCUUUAAUAUUUACUUUAACAUUAAAUGAACAAAAUAAGUAUUAAUGUUGGAUGAUUACAGAUGAAAACAGGUUUAACAGGAAAUUAAGACAGCGUCAUUAAAAAGCAACCACUCUGAAUAAGAUAACCACUUAAAAACAAAUUUCAUGUGGCAGUAGAACCAGCUCUUAUAACUUAAUCACAGUAAAAUUUGUGCUUAGUUUUUGAGUGAAGGAUUUUGAAGCAGUUGAAUUCACUCUUCUCUCAGUAUAUCUCAGGACUUUCGUUGCGUUAAAGUGGAAUUACAAUGUUUUUGGAUCGUGUAUUUAAAAAAAUAUUCGAUGCUGCGUCGAGCCUUUGCAGCUUGCAGAGCAUUCAUGGCCUCUGCUCAGAUGAAAUUUUAAGCUAAACACCAACAGUUCUCUCCUUACUGUGUUUGGAUGGAGUUUCCGCCUGUAAUUCCAUUGUUUUGUAGCAGCUGCAUUCUCUCCACGCUGCCACUCCUGGGCUCUGCAAUUUGAAAAGGUGAAUUGUUGCUCCUGGAGAUUUGUAGCUAGCUGCAUUCUAGGAAAGCGAGACAGGUGUGCUUCCCACCAACCACCCAGAUAGUCAUGUCACUGACACUCGGCUUCUACAGGUUUGAGAAGGAGAGAAGAAUUUUUUUUUUUUUUGGCACUAAUAAGCUUCUGUCAGCCGUUGGUGCAAGCAGACCUGUGCCACAACAAAUUGCAGCAGAGCCUGUGACCGUUUCUGAGGCAGCAAAUGUGAAAGAGAGCCUUUCACAUUUCCCAAGUUGGCAGUACAUCCGUCAUCAGGAGGAAAUAUUCUUCAGAGCAGGUUAUCAGAGGGAUUUUUAUUUUCAAAUUCUGCUAAACUGUUAGCACGCCUGACUUACCCCUUUGACUUUGGAAUGCCUUUGUUAAUUAGAAAGCUCUGUUUAUAAAAACGAAGUCAGCCCAGUGCAUUUAGUUAACAAAUAUGAGUUUGGAACAGGGCAGUGGUGCAGGCUGGGGGCUUGAGUUUCAGGGAGCUCUGAGGCCCUCAAAGGCCUCAUUCAGACUGACCCAUGGGGACCUGGCAGGCGGGGACUGGGGCAAAUCCUGUACCUUCAGUGUCCGCCACCAUCAGUAUUAUUUUAUUGUUUACUUUCCCAAUUGUGUUAGCAAGCUAAAGGCAGGGAUCAGAACAUACCUGCAGAACGGUUGCUGCCUAGUGCCUAAGGGAGGGCCUUCAAGUCAUUCAUUAUUGCAGAAACCAUGGGAUGCUUUUAUAUUGUUUUAAGGGCUGUGAAUGCACAGUUUGAAGGACUGUGAGGUGGAUUUCACCAGGGCACAGGACAGUUACUUUCAGGAAGUUUGUGCUGUUGUGGUGCUGAAUGAGGCAAUGGCUGCCUGCGCCCAUGCAUCUGCAUGCCCGGCCCAGAUAGUGCUGUCCAGGAUUUCUGUUGCACACAGCAUACUUGUGGCUGGAUUAUGCUCUCGGUUUGAAAUUAAUGUGAAUCUGAGUGAGACCAUUAAAUUGUUAUUCCCCGGGUCUGAGCAAUGAAAUAAAGAACAUGUU